AUGGCGAUAGCCCCUCGAGUCAUUUUUCUGGAUGUCGAUGGGGUCCUCCACCCAGCAGAUGCUCCAGGAGGUAAUGCUCUUGAAGACGAGGACCUAUUUCGCCGACCUUGUUUGGAGCGUUUGGCUUGGGUUGCCAACCAUGGCCAUGCAGCGAUCGUUCUCUCCUCCUCGUGGCGGUUGGACAAGGAUUCCUUGGCUGAAGUCGAAAGGCACCUCGCCUCAGUCGGCCUUUCCGUCCUGGACUCCACAGCAACUGAUGCUUCUAUGGGACCAUCAGCUCGAGCACAGGUGGCACUUUCGGUUCAAAAGGCUGAAACAUUGAGACGAUGCAGUGAAGCCCUUGUGGCCAGAGGGCGUUUCCAUGUAUAG
Durusdinium trenchii is the source of this 369-nucleotide messenger RNA. The record is from the annotation of a GenBank genome assembly. Lineage: Eukaryota; Dinophyceae; Suessiales; Symbiodiniaceae.